AUUCAUAAGUCACUUAACUUAGAGCACAGUCUCGAACACCACCCAGCUCCAGAGAUGAAUAACCAAACAGUAACCUACGCAGAACUGAAUUUGGCCAAAUAUGCAAAGAGACAGCAAAUGAAACCUAAGGGCACUAACAGCUCCAUUCUAGUAUCUGAGCAGGAAAUAACAUAUGCAGAAUUAAAUCUUCAAAAUGCUUCUCAGGAUCUUCAAAAGAAUGACAAGAAUGACCAUGGCAAAGUUUGCCCAUCACCUCCAGAGAAGCUCAUGGCUGGGGUCCUAGGGAUCAUCUGCCUUGUCUUGAUGCUCACUGUGGUGACGAUAGCUGUUAUUCCCUCUACUAUAAUACUGGAGCAGAACAACUCUUCCCUGAAUACAAAGAUCCAGAAAGCAAAUCAUUGUGGUCAUUGUCCAAAGGAGUGGCUUACAUAUUCCAACAAUUGCUAUUAUAUUAGUACUGAAAAUAAAGCAUGGAAUGAGAGUUUGCUGUCCUGUACUACUAAGAACUCUAAGCUGCUUUAUAUAGAUAAUGAAGAAGAAAUGAAAUUUCUGAAUUCCAUAUCACCUCCAUUAUGGAUUGGAGUCUAUCGCAACGGUAGUGAUCAUCCUUGGAUGUUGACAAAUGGUUCAGCUUUCAAAAAAAAGAUAUCAGACUCAUCAUCUGGUAAUGAUCACUGUGCCCUGCUAAUCUCAAAUGGCUUCUCAUCAAGCAUUUGUGAAUCUCAAAAAAUGUAUAGUUGCAAGCAUAAGCUUUACCAUGAAAACACCUGAGUUUGGAUUC
Molecule: messenger RNA, 781 nt
Organism: Molossus molossus (Pallas's mastiff bat)
Lineage: Eukaryota; Metazoa; Chordata; Mammalia; Chiroptera; Molossidae
Product: NKG2-A/NKG2-B type II integral membrane protein-like
Exons: 6
Coding region: 55-771 (238 amino acids)
Biological process (GO): positive regulation of natural killer cell mediated cytotoxicity; stimulatory C-type lectin receptor signaling pathway
Source: RefSeq, a predicted model, not a curated record